AUGAGUUUUAAUAACUCUGUAUUGAACGCUUCAAAGCUUGUCAGAUCUGUUAAUGAGUCUACUGAAAAAUCUUCUGAUAUAAAGGAUUCUGAGGAAAGCAUUAACACUGAAAGCACUCCAACACAAAUUUAUCAUGGUUUUGACAGCAAUACUGAAAACCAAAUUCAACAAUUAGCUAGACAAUUUACUCAUCAAUCAUCUAUUAGUAAAACUAAUACAAAUAAUGAUUCCACACAUAACAACAAAAAUGAUUUAAAUCUAAUAAAAACCUUGAGCUCAAUGUCUCAUCAAUAUGAUGCUCCAGGUAUUUCUACUUUCAACGCUGAUAACAUUGAUGAAAGAUUAGAUCCGAAUUCUUCAAACUUUAACUCGAGAUACUGGGUCCAAAAUUUGAGAAGAUUUACCGACAAAGAACCUGAUUAUUACAAACCAAUGACUCUUGGUGUUGCCUGGAAAAAUUUAAAAAGUUUUGGCAUUGUUUCAGGUGCUGAUUACCAAACAACUGUUGGUAAUGGUAUUUUUAAGUAUAUUGAUAAAGCAAUUCAUUUACUUCCAGGAACUUCUCUGAAAACAUAUUUUGAUAUUUUGAAACCAAUGGAUGGUAUUGUUUAUCCUGGUGAAAUCCUAGCUGUUUUAGGAAGACCUGGUGCUGGUUGCAGUACUUUUUUAAAAUCAAUUGCAGGCCAUACUUACGGUUACCACAUUGAUAAAAACUCGAUUAUUUCUUAUGAUGGAAUAAGUCAAGAUGAAAUUAGAAAUCAUUUUCGAGGUGAAGUUAUUUACAAUGCAGAGACUGAGAGCCAUUUCCCUCACCUAACUGUUUGGGAAACCCUAAAUACAGCUGCGAAAUUGAAAACUCCUCAAAACAGAAUUCCUGGUAUUUCCAGAGAUGCAUACGCUAAACAUAUGACUGACGUUUAUUUGGCUAUGUAUGGGUUGUCUAGUGUGAAAGACACUAAAUCUGGAGAUGAAUAUAUCAGAGGUAUCUCUGGUGGUGAGCGAAAACGAUUAAGUAUUACCGAAGCUUCGUUAUGUGGUGCUCCUUUUCAAUUGUGGGAUAACAGUACAAGAGGUCUAGAUUCUGCUAAUGCUGUCGAGUUCACCAAAUGCCUUCGAACUCAAGCUGAUAUUUUAAACUAUACAACUUUUGUUUCAAUUUAUCAAUGUUCAGAUGAAGUUUACAGUUUAUAUGACAAAGUUUGCUUAUUAUAUGAAGGUCAUCAGAUUUAUUUUGGUUCUACUGAUAAGGCCAAAAGAUUUUUUCUUCAAAUGGGAUUUCUAUGUCCACAACGUCAAACUGCUGCAGAUUUUUUAACCUCGUUGACUAACCCAAAUCAAAGAAUUAUCAAGAAGGGUUACGAAAAUAAAGUCCCACGAACCCCAAAGGAAUUCGAAACUUAUUGGAAGAGUUCCGAAGAAUAUAAAGAGCUUAUUGAAGAGGUUGAUGAUUAUGUCGAAAGGCAAUCCGGCGAUUCAACAGAUGCUGUUGAGUUUAAAGAGGGUCAUUAUGCACGCCAAUCAAAAAUAAGCAGAAAAGCUUCUUCUUAUACUGUUUCAUUUUGGAUGCAAGUUAAAUAUAUUUUGAUACGUGAUUUUCAAAGAAUUAGAAAUAAUUUUAGCUAUACAGCUGUUAGUAUUUUUGGGAAUGUUUUAAUGGCUUUAUUAAUAGGAUCCAUUUUUUAUGACUUGCCUUAUGAUACUGGUUCAUUUUAUUAUCGUUGUUCUGCAUUAUUUGUUGCUUUGCUUUUCAAUGCAUUUUCUUCUCUUUUAGAAAUUCUUUCAUUAUAUGAAGCAAGACCAAUAGUUGAGAAACAUAAAAAAUAUUCGUUAUAUCAUCCUGCUGCGGAUGCAAUGGCAUCUAUUCUUUCAGAGCUUCCAACCAAACUACUUCAAGCUCUUGUUUUCAAUAUCCCGUUUUAUUUUAUGGUUCAUUUUAGGAGAACUGCUGGGGCAUUUUUUUUCUUUUUUUUCACUGCUUUUCUUUCCACUAUUUGCAUGUCUCAUCUCUUUCGAUGCAUUGGUGCUGCAACAAAAACUUUAUACGAAUCUAUGAGUCCUGCUUCAAUCUUAUUGCUAGCACUUACCGUUUAUAUGGGAUUUGUUAUACCCACAGACUAUAUGCUUGGUUGGUCUAGAUGGAUUAAUUAUAUUAAUCCAUUGGGCUAUACAUUUGAAUCAUUUAUGGCCAAUGAAUUUCACAAUGUCAAAUUUGAUUGUUCUCAAUACGUUCCCGCUGGUCCUUCAUACACUGAUAUUGGUAGUGAAAAUGUGGUCUGUAAUGCUGUUGGAUCUGUGACCGGUGUUGAUUACGUUCUUGGUGAUGAUUAUUUAAGAUUGGCUUUUAAAUAUUAUAAUUCCCAUAAAUGGAGAAACAUUGGAAUUAUUCUUGGUUACAUUAUAUUUUUCCUUGCUCUUUAUAUAAUUCUUUGUGAAUUUAAUGAAGGUGCAAAGCAAAAGGGUGAAGUUUUAUUGUUCCAAAGAAAAGCAUUGAAAAACUUGAAAAAACAAAAGAUGUUAGAUGUUGUUCCAGAUAUUGAAACAGGCAAUACAAAUGAAAGAGUUAUUUAUGAUGAAAGCGAAUCUAGUGAUGAUUUAAAAAUGAAAAUUGAUUCGGGGUCCAAAGUUUUUCAUUGGAAAAAUGUUUGUUAUGAUAUACAAAUAAAAGGAAAAACUCGAAGGAUUUUAAACAAUGUCUCUGGUUGGGUAAAACCAGGCACAGUUACAGCUCUAAUGGGUGCUUCAGGUGCUGGAAAAACCACAUUAUUGGACGUUCUUGCAAACCGAGUGACAAUGGGUAUUGUUCAUGGUGAUAUGUUUGUGAAUGGUCAUUUACGGGAUAAAUCGUUUCAAAGGUUAACUGGCUAUGUUCAACAGCAAGAUUUACAUUUAACUUCAUCAACAGUGAGAGAAGCAUUGAGGUUUAGUGCAUACUUAAGACAACCUUAUAAUAUACCGAAGGAAGAAAAGGAUGAGUACGUUGAAAAUGUCAUCAAAACAUUAGAGAUGCAAAAGUAUGCAGAUUCAGUGGUUGGUGUUACUGGCGAGGGAUUGAAUGUUGAGCAACGUAAAAGAUUGAGUAUUGGUGUUGAAUUAGUUGCCAAACCUGAACUACUUUUAUUCUUGGAUGAGCCCACAUCUGGAUUGGAUUCUGAAACAGCAUGGUCCAUUUGUCGACUAAUUAGAAAACUAGCAGAUCAAGGCCAGGCCAUUUUGUGUACUAUCCACCAACCUUCUGCCUUAUUGUUGGACAGAUUUGAUAGACUACUUUUGUUAAAACCUGGUGGUCAGACAGUUUACUUUGGGGAUCUCGGUGAUAGGUGUCAGACAUUAAUUAACUAUUUUGAAAAAUAUGGUGAUAAGAAAUGUCCAGCUACUGCCAAUCCAGCUGAAUGGAUGCUAGAUGUUAUUGGAAGUGCUCCAGGAUCUCAUGUUGAUAAAGAUUACAGUGAGGUUUGGUUAGAUUCAUCUGAAUAUCUAGAGGUUUUAAAGGAAUUGGAAUAUAUGGAAAAGGAGCUAGUUAAGAUAGAUAAACUGGAAUCAUUAAAUAUGCAAGAAGAGUUUGCAGCACCACUUUGGUAUCAAUACAAAAUUGUUCUCAGAAGAAUAUUUGAACAAUUGUGGAGAACACCUUUGUACAUUUGGUCGAAGAUUCUUUUAACGGCUGCGACUCAAUUGUUUAAUGGGUUUUCAUUUUUCAAAGCUAAUAAUUCGCAACAAGGGUUGCAAAAUCAGAUUCUUUCAGUUUUUAUGAACACUAUAUUAUUUACCACAUUAUCUUUUCAAAUGUUUGAUUCGUUUGUUUCGCAAAGGGAAAUAUACGAGAUUCGGGAAAGACCAUCAAAGACGUUUAGUUGGAAAGUGUUUAUUGGAGCAAUAGUGACAGCAGAGGUACCAUAUAGUAUUAUCUGUGGGACGAUUGGGUUCUUCUGUUGGUAUUAUCCAUUGGGGCUUUAUCGUAAUGCAGAAUAUACCGAUACAGUGGCAGAAAGAGGAGUUUUGGUGUGGUUGUUUCUCAUUACAUUUUUUCUUUGGAGUAUUGGAUUUGGACAAGCAAUUUUGGCAGGAAUUGAUCGAAAAGAGACAGCAGGAAUUUUCUCGAAUCUUUUGUUUACAAUUUGUAUGGUGUUCAAUGGGGUUAUGGUUACAAAAGAUAAGAUGCCUGGAUUUUGGAUAUUUAUGUAUCGAGUCUCGCCAUUAACUUAUUGGGUUCAGGGAGUGAUGGCGACAGGCGUUGCAAAUGCACCAGUUGUUUGCAAUGGUGUUGAAAUGUUGAAGUUCAAGCCAACCAGUGGAUUGACCUGUUCGGAGUAUAUGGAAAGCUAUAUGGAGGCAGUUGGUGGGUAUUUGAGAGAUGAAAACUCGACAGAGGAGUGUUUUUAUUGCAUAAUGUCAAAUACCAACAGCUAUUUGAGCACAGUUGACUGUAAAUAUGAUGAGAGAUGGAGGAAUUUUGGAAUAUUUUGCGUUUAUGUUUUUUUUAACUUUUUCUUGACGGUUUUUUUUUACUGGAUGUUCCGAGUGCCCAAGUCAAACGAUAGAGUAGUUAAGGAGAAAGAUGAUAAGGAAGGCAAAAGAACUACAUCAAAUGAGGAAACAUGA
Ascoidea rubescens DSM 1968 is the source of this 4599-nucleotide messenger RNA. Its product is annotated as pleiotropic drug resistance family ABC transporter. NCBI's taxonomy places the organism in Eukaryota, Fungi, Ascomycota, Saccharomycetes, Ascoideales, Ascoideaceae. Gene Ontology annotation, cellular component: membrane. Gene Ontology annotation, biological process: xenobiotic detoxification by transmembrane export across the plasma membrane. Gene Ontology annotation, molecular function: ATP binding; ATP hydrolysis activity; ABC-type transporter activity. The coding region runs from base 1 to 4599 and encodes 1532 amino acids. The record is from RefSeq and is a predicted model, not a curated record. The transcript has a single exon.